AUGACCACUGCGGAGGACCUAGAAUUGUCGGAUUCGGACAAGGUUCAACCUUGGAGCACAGACAGCGGCAUGGAAUCGAUGACCGACAGCAAUAAGGAUCUAACGCCAACGAGUGAAAACUAUGAUGACGACGAAGAAGAUGAAACUUUAGGUGAACGUCUAUGGGCGCUAACUGAGAUGUUUCCAGAUUCUCUAAGGAACAGCACCAAAAAGAUAGUUAAUACCACUGGUAAAGUCAUCUUAGAAACUUACUUAUUUGCGUGCACUUCCACAUGGUACGUCUCAACAACAGCGGCUCUGUUACUUAUGCCUGUAUUAUUUGAAACCGAACGCAUACAAAUGGAAGAAGCGCAGAAAAAUCAUUCAAAACAACUUCUUCUUGGUCCUGGUAGUGCUGGCAACUUGGGUGGUGGAACUACUAUGUUGCCCAAUUAA
This is a messenger RNA of Macrosiphum euphorbiae (potato aphid), 435 nucleotides long. The record is from the annotation of a GenBank genome assembly. Lineage: Eukaryota; Metazoa; Arthropoda; Insecta; Hemiptera; Aphididae.